Cercospora beticola is the source of this 1542-nucleotide messenger RNA. RefSeq names its product cytochrome P450. NCBI's taxonomy places the organism in Eukaryota, Fungi, Ascomycota, Dothideomycetes, Mycosphaerellales, Mycosphaerellaceae. Gene Ontology annotation, molecular function: heme binding; oxidoreductase activity, acting on paired donors, with incorporation or reduction of molecular oxygen; iron ion binding. The record is from RefSeq and is a predicted model, not a curated record.
AUGUUCCUCCGAAUCGCAGGUGGCUUACUGACAGCCUGGAUCAUCUCUCACAUCUACAAAAUCACCUAUAACCACUUCUUCCAGCCACUAUCUCGCUUCCCCGGCCCAAAAGCAGUUUCCACAGGCUGGUACAAAGCUUAUCAAGAAAUCUAUCUCGCCCGCAACUGGUUCGAUGUCCUGAAAGAACUCCACGCUUCCUAUGGCGAAAUCGUUCGCGUUGGACCAAACGAAUUACAUUUCUGCUCUCCUACCGCAUACCAUGAAAUCUACAAUAACAUGAAUCGCUGGGAUAAAGACGAAGUACUUUAUACUUCUUUCGGCGAGGACGCGAGCUCGUUUGGGUAUGUAAAGUAUCGGGAUGCGAAAAUGAGGAAAGAUGUUUUGGCUCCGAUGUUUUCGAGACGAGCGAUUUCGGAAUUGCAGGGUGUUGUGAAGGAGAAGAUGGUGAGACUGUGUGGGGCUUUGGAGAGGAAUUGGAAGGAGGGGAAAUCGAGUGAUGUUUUGUUUGCUUUGAGGUGUUUUACGUUGGAUACGAUUGUGGAGUAUUGUUUUGCGAAGGAUGUGGAGAGUACGGAGGUGGAGGACUUUCAGGCUCCGGUUGUGGUGGCUAUGGAUGCUUCUUUGCCUAGCUUCAUCCUGUUCAAGCACUUUUCCCUGCUUCGAAAAACUGUCUUUGGGCUUCCGGGCUGGUUGACGAGAUUGAGUAAUCCGGCACUGGCUGGCUUGGUCGAUUUGCACGAACUGCUCAGUGCCCAGGUCAACGAGGUGGUGCAGAAUCCAGCGUCAUUGCAGAAGAGUCCUCAUCCAACGAUUUAUCAUCGACUCAUGGAUCCAGAACUCAACACAGCAGCAGGCAUCCCUCCACCCAAAAGUCUCUUCGAGGAGGCACUGGCUCUAGUCUUCGGCGCUGUUGACUCCGCCGCGAACACGACUAUGCUGGGGACAUAUCACGUUUUGCAAAAUUCCGAUAUCAAACGACGACUUCUGGAAGAACUCGAGACAGCAUGGAAGUCGACAUUGAACUCCAAAGCUUCCGACGAGUCCAGCAACGAAGACAAACUCUCAUCGAUCCCCUCAAUCGAAACCCUCGAACGCCUCCCAUACCUCACAGCCAUAAUCAAAGAAUCUCUCCGUCUCUCCCCAGGCGUCCCACACCCCCUGUCAAGAGUCACACCAUCGACCGGAGCAACAAUCAGCAACCAACACAUCCCACCAGGAACCGUUAUCGGAAUGUCACAUCUAUUCGUCCACUAUUCUCCCGAAUGCUUCUCUUCACCCGAGACGUUCGACCCAGAGCGCUGGCUUCGACCCGACAGUGCCGCACUAGAAAAAUGGCUAGUGCCAUUCUCUCGUGGACCAAGAGCAUGCCUAGGACUCACGUUGGCCAUGUGCGAAUUGUACUUCGCAUUUGCUCUAUUGUUCUGGGGAUUUGAUCUCCAAUUGGACGGGACGAAAAAAGAGCAUCUUGCGUAUCGAGAGUGCUUUCUGCCUUCGUUUCGGGAGCCACAUAUGCGGGCUUUCUGUAAGCCCGUCGUGAGAUGA